This is a messenger RNA of Soboliphyme baturini, 1029 nucleotides long. NCBI's taxonomy places the organism in Eukaryota, Metazoa, Nematoda, Enoplea, Dioctophymatida, Soboliphymatidae. The record is from the annotation of a GenBank genome assembly.
UUGCAGAUCAGAGCAACAGAAAUUGUGCCCAGCGGCGCUUUCGGCAUCGGUUACACGCUGCGAUUCCCUCGGGUAGUAAAAGUACGCGAAGACAAGGCAUGGUCUGACUGCAUGACCGUCGAAGAAUUUCUGAACCUGAAGGAGGUAUAUGCCGGAAGGCUCGCUAGGAUCAUUGAUAAUCGUGCAAUGGAUGGCGUUGAUACUCGCUCCUCAAUCCAUCCUCGUCAUAAACCUUCAUCUUCCAAGCCACGCCCUCAGCUAGGCACCCAAUUCGAACGGGCGGCUGUGCGUGACUAUGAUGAGAAGUCAACUGUCUUCGACGGCUUAGAGUUUUGCAUAAUAAACGGUUCAACCAGUUUUCCGAAGAAAACUCUCGAGCGGUUGGUCUUAGAAAAUGGUGGCAGCAUCGUGCAGCAUCCGACCGAGAACACGUAUUGCGUCGUUGCUGAUAGGCUGGUCGCCAGAGUUCAGAGCAUAAUCGAGUCCGGGUUGUACAACGUUAUUAAGGCGCAAUGGCGGCCCCAUUUAAUGUGGUAUUCGACUGAAGCGACCGCGUCUCAGUUUAAAUUGACUUUCGAUGCAUAUGGUGACAGUUUCUUCGAGCCGGUCUCGAUUGAUGAUUUGAAGGCAAUUGUCUCAGCUCUCAGUCCGAUGAGUCUUCCGCGCCACAAAGUCAUGGAACUUAUUGCAGAACUGUUCCCGUCGUAUAAAUACAAGCUGUUUUACGGCCUGAGGGUAUAUGUCGAUUUUUUUGGCACAGUCAACAAUCCCGAGUCGAAGAUAAACUCCUCGCCAUUGGACAUCGUUGAAUUAAGGCUGAAACUUUAUGGUGCAAGUAUUGUUGACACUGUCGAUGAGACUACAACUCAUAUCAUCGUAUUCUCGAAUGACAUGUCAAGAGUACAAGCUCUCAACCAGAUAUGUAGCCAAAUAUGUCCAAAUGCCAUACUUGUAACGGAACAGUGGGUGACUGACUCCGUCGACCGUGCGGCAUUAUGCGAUGUUUCAGCGUAUUCGCCGCUGAAGUAA